Scleropages formosus (Asian bonytongue) is the source of this 1743-nucleotide messenger RNA. It is a transcript of the gene nsl1, whose product is annotated as NSL1 component of MIS12 kinetochore complex. NCBI's taxonomy places the organism in Eukaryota, Metazoa, Chordata, Actinopteri, Osteoglossiformes, Osteoglossidae. Gene Ontology annotation, cellular component: kinetochore; MIS12/MIND type complex. Gene Ontology annotation, biological process: mitotic sister chromatid segregation. The transcript has 6 exons. The record is from RefSeq and is a predicted model, not a curated record. Bases 719 to 1513 code for a protein of 264 amino acids.
CAACACCUUUAUUAAAAUGUAAAAGAUUUUUUUGUAAAGUAAAUGUUAUUGUUCACAGAAACCAUAGAGCUGUAAUACGAACAAGUGGAAAUUAAUAAAUCUAAAUAGAUGGAAAUGGAAGUGUGUGUCUAAAAGAAUCUCAAACCACAUCUCCAGUGAAAUCUGGGAAAUCUUUUAUUUCUGUGAAAUAAACGCUUAGUUUGUGGAUUCAACUUUCACAGCCGAAAUUUCACUAGACUAGGUAGGUACUAGUCACUGUACUUAGUAACACCAUGGGAAAUUACUGUCCGCUCACUUCAUAUGCCCACUCUGGAAACCGUUUAUGACCCAUUAUGUUAAUUGUGUUGCUAUUAAGCUAUUAUUGGAAAUGAAAUACUGCACAAAAUUAACCUGAUCGGCCCGGGGGUAACUAUGGCAAACAGAAGCCUAAAUCAUGUUGCGGGUUAUUAAUAUUUUUUCUUUUUUAUAUUGCAAAUUGAUAUGUAUACGACUUAAAAACAUUUCAUUCCGGUUAUCAGAAGCGUCGGUAGUGCUUAAAAAGACUGAUAAACAAAAUAGUCUAUGAACUGUAUCAUUUUUCCAUUCUUAAAUUUUUAACUUCAAGUUCUUAACUUAAAGAAAUGCCCGUAUAGAAGACCUUCCGGGUCAUUAUUUCUCGCAUCGAUUGGAUCACGUUUGGAUCACUUCCGCUUCCGAGUUUCCCUAACGUUUGAAUAUAAUGGCGGUGAAUGUAGAAGUAGAGAGGGCUGGUGUAUCUAACAAUGAGGAGAUGGGAGAAGAACAAGAUUACAGAGUCAAGAUAAAGUCGAAGGCUUUUGUUCGCGAACAACUUCACAAGUGUAACGAAUUGCUGAGAAAUAUUUUAGAUGAACAGUCAUCGAUAUGUGAUGAGACUAAGCGGCGGUUAUUGAAAGACGUUUUGGAGAGCUUCGAAAGAGGCGUCCAGGAGAACGUGGUUGUGAACGGGGAGUCGUGGGAAGAGGCCGCUGAUGGGGAGGAGCAGGACGCUGGAGGUUUUGUCUCCGCUCCAGAUUGCAAGGCACUGGAUGACAUGCUGGAUGAAAAUAUCCUGGAAACCACCCUGAAACGCAGCCGCUACCCAAAAAAGAUACUUCCCUAUGUUGUUCGGUCUUUGAAAGCACAACGUGAAACCAUGAGUUUGUAUGAGCAGGCAAUCAAGCCACAAAAGACGAUGAAGGAUCCAAUUCAAGGUGCCAUUAUGAGUGAUCUCUCCGAGUCUGCACCCAGGAUCAUCAGACAGUCUGCGUCUGUUAUGAAGGCCCUGCAGAGCCUGCAGCAGAAGGCCGAAGGCCUGCGCCAGGUCAUGGCCUUGAAACCCUCUGCGGAGUCCCUGGAGGUGCACAGGGACGUUUUCGGCAGGCCAUCCGACACGGAGGGCAGGCCCGCCCUGAAGAGGCCAGCAAAGGAGACGGAGCUGAGCGGCGCCUAUGUUCUGAAACCAAAGAGAUCAUCCACUCAGGAGGAGAAUGAGGAUCCUCAAAAAAACUCUUAAUGCUGGACCUCUAUACAAUGAAACAGAUCAGUCAUUGCUUGUCACUCAUCAGCAUCAGUACCAGUUAGGGCAGCUGAGUAAUGUCUAGGUUUGCAGAUGUUGGCAAGUUUGCCAGAUUUGUUUUGCUAACUGUAUCUUUGUAUAUUUUUGUAAAAGAGAAGUUGUGUUGUCUGCUCCAGUGUAGCGGUAGUAUACAGUAGUAAUUCUGACUAGUGUUUUAUUUACCAUCU